ACGAAUCUGACGGUCCGCGGCGGUGCCAGCAUCCCCUGCCGGUUGUUUCUUCUUGUCGUCGUGUGUUUCGGUCGUUACGAAAAACAAAAAAAAAAGAAAAGUGUGGAAAAGAGGCUUUUCACCGCGAGGAUUAUUGACACGUGCGCGCGGGAGACAGUCACCUGAACGGUUGAGUCUACCGUUGAAGAAGACGACGUGGGGUUGUUGGUGAAAGGAUUUAUACGGAGGCUGUGAGGAUGCGUGGAAUAAUUCAUACGUAUUAGGAUUUAGAUGAAAUUACUUGGCCGCUCUUCGUAAGAGCAUCACGUGGGAGUGAGUUUUCUUGGUGGAGUUUUCGGUGGAGGUUUUUGCCUUGGGGUGAUCUGCGAUGAAGAUGGGUUGUGUCGACGACGAGUAGUUCAAAGGGAACGGCGAAGGAAUCUGUGUCCUCGACGUGCGACACUGCCGGAAGGAUUACCGCCGUGAAGGGUGGGAUGUGCGGUGAUACCACGGGUUAAACGGAAGGUGACAAGAAGCCGACCGUGACGUCUGCGGGCAAAGUUUCGUACUUUUGUUACAAGUUGAGAAGAUUGCACACACGUGGUGGAAGACACGCUUCAAGGAAAAGUUGUCGCCAACUUGAGAGAAGAGUACAAGAAGUUGAUAAGCUGGCAGUGGAUUCCACAAAGUGCAAUGCUGCUGGUAUCCGGCAUGAUUCAUGACCUCGACGACAGGGCAAAGUUGUACGGAAAGUACCUGCUGGAACAACGACACCAGCAGUGAGUGACAAGUUGUUGACAAACGGAGUGAUAACGAUGCACGAUUAAGCAGCAUCCUGGUACUGGUGACGCAAUUCAAUUAGAUGUGGUGAUGGUGGGUGGGAGCCAGCAUUCAGAAAGCACACAAUCGUACUCACACUUGGCACGGGAAAACGCCAAGGGAAUACGUAAUUGAAUUUAGCGGCACUGGACAGAGCAAAAAGGAGGUGGUGCAGAGAACAAUGCAAUGUGGUGACAGUCUACCUGAUCAUCUGGAUCAAGGGUUAUGUGUCUUUGUAUAAAUGUUGGUGAGUCGCUUUGAAUAAAACGGCAAAUUGCUAUCGUGGAACGUGCGAAUUAGUGUCCGUGUGCGCAGGGUGGGUUUGUGUGUGUGGCCAUUGUCAGAAGUGUAGCGAAACGAUUAGUACGAUUAUCUUGACAAGCACCUGUGUACUACAAAACAGUAGUAGCGGUAGCAGGUUGAUUAUCCGGCUUAAUGGUUAGGAUUAUCACAGUGUGUGGACACGGACAUUCGUGUUCAAAUUAUGGAUUAACAUAAACGGUUCUUUCAUGGUGUGUAUGACAACGCUUGAUCCGAGCAUCACCCACAGAAAUGCAAUUAUUUAGUGAGUGAUUAAGUGAGAAGGCUGAAUAAACGACGGUAUAAAGAAAAAACAAAACAAAAACAAGCGUAAAUGCAUCCUCCAGCAUCAAUUGGCAAGUGCAAACCCAAUUAAACCGACGGCGGAGUGCGUGGCGGAAAAAUGCAUAGUGCAAUCAUCAACGGGCUGUUCCUGUUAGCGAAUUUGCAUUUUUGCCAACACAAAGCAAACGGCAUCAUCAGCGGCGGUGGUGGCAUCGACGGCGGAGGUGGCCCCGGUGCCGAGGCCCAGCAACAGCAUUACCACAGUGUCAUCAAAAAGUUCUCCCCCCAUCCGUACUUUGACUUUGACAUCCCGCGGAACGUCACGACCCGGGUCGGCCAGACGGCGUUCAUCAACUGCCGCGUCGAGCAGAUUGGCGAUAAAUGGGUUUCCUGGAUCAGAAAGCGAGAUCUACACAUCCUGUCAGCGGGAAUGGUUGUGUACACGUCCGAUGAGCGAUUCCAGGUGACCCGCUCCGAGCGGUCCGAAGUGUGGACGAUGCAGAUCAAGUUCGCCCAGCAACGGGACUCUGGCGCUUACGAGUGCCAGGUCAACACAGUGCCUAAAAUGUCCAUGACAUUCCAGUUAAAUGUAGUAGAAGCGAAAGCUCUUAUCCUCGGACCAACCGACAUAUACGUAAAAAUCGGCAGCGCCGUCACGCUGACCUGUAUCAUAACCCAAGGACCACACGAUUUGGGUACAAUCUUCUGGUACCGAGGGACAAACAUCAUCAAACCCACGGAGACUCAUCCCAACGAGACGUCAGUGGCAGCAGCAUAUCCUCCACGAAUAUCCGUAGAGCUCAAGUGGACAGAAGCGUUAACGUCGAGACUGAAAAUUAUGGACGCCAAGCUGUCCGAUUCCGGCAACUACACGUGCAUGCCCACGUCGGCCGAAGCCAGCAGCGUGAUGGUGCACGUGAUAAAUGAGGAAAACCCUGCCGCCAUGCAACGGGGUGGCACCAUCGUCAGCCAGAGCAGCACUCCGUGCCAGCUGUACCUGCUGGUGGCCCUGGUUUUACUCGUGUCCCGGUGUCAUCCCUGCUGGUCCCGGUUGCUGCCACAGUCGUCGUCUGCGCCGUCAUCGUAGCAGUGGCGUUAAACCCUUUCCACCAGGCGAAGGUCAACCCAUCAAGUCCCCAUCCCUCACCCUCUCCCCUUUUAGUAGAAUCACCGCCAAAUCCCCGACAGCAAAGGCUGCUGUGGCCACUGCCGGAGUCCCCGGAAAAACCAUGAGAGGCCACUCCAGUGGCGCUGAUUGACGACGAGAGCAGCAGAAUAAAAAAAAAUAAACAAAUAUCCAAUCGAACUCAAUUUGGGAAAUGGCCCCCGGAAAAGCGGCCAACAGCGUUCCCGGAAAUCAAGAUGUAUCCACCCCGGGAGAGGCUGACGGAAAAAAUGUGAUUAGACUAGAGCAUAGAACAUAUAAACCGAAGGUGUAACGCGAAAUAUCUUUAGGAAGAGAAACAAACCCCCUUUAGUGGAAACGACACCCCAAAUUGUACAUAAAUUAGCCUGUAAGCCCACUCGAUCUCAACAGACGACAAACGUUGUUUUAUAUUAGAAGAAUGACCCCGAAUCGGAAAAUCAGAUGAAAAAUCUCUAAAUGAAUGACGAGACCAAUGUGUUUAUUGCUGUAAGAAUGUUGGAAUAAAUACUUAAGUUUAAACGAAAAAAAAAAA
Messenger RNA from Culex pipiens pallens (northern house mosquito), 3062 nucleotides. RefSeq names its product zwei Ig domain protein zig-8-like. NCBI's taxonomy places the organism in Eukaryota, Metazoa, Arthropoda, Insecta, Diptera, Culicidae. Gene Ontology annotation, cellular component: neuron projection membrane. The transcript has 10 exons. Gene Ontology annotation, biological process: synapse organization. The record is from RefSeq and is a predicted model, not a curated record. Bases 1502 to 2470 code for a protein of 322 amino acids.